AUGUUGUUCUUUAUGUGGCCCUGCCCGCACGUCUGGCUGCUCCCUCACGGCCCAGAAGCUGGUCCCCUCUUUGAGACUGCAGCAAUGGCCCACCCUCGCGCCACCGGCACCAUGGCCUCCACCAUGGUGGCCUUCUCCCUCGAUCCCCGUGCGAUCCCUGCCGUGCUGCGGCCCAGCUCCUUGGCCGCCCUUCCUUUAGCCCACCCCCGGCCCCGUGUGGCCCCCCCACACCGCCCCCACCCAUCCCCCUGCCUCCCGAGCUGGUGUCGUGGGAGGUGCCUGCUCUCUGACCCUUGUCCCAUGUGGAGGCGUCACGUUCCCCUCCCUGGCCAUGGUGAAUGUGGUGGGGGGAGUGUGACCACACUUUUGUGGAUUGACAGUGCCAUUGGCAGAGUCUCAGCCACCAGGUCUUCCAGCACACUUGUUGCAACAACAAGCACAGGGUACAUAUUGGAAUGGACACUCAAUAUAACAAAACAAGAGCUCCAACUAAAAUCAGGGUUUAUGUUGCAAGGUCAAGAUGUACCACGCAGCAUAAGGACUCAGAUUGAUGAAUCAAGUGGAGUUGGGAUUGCUACUGCAUCCUUUAAUUCUGAAGAUAUAACACUUUUUGUUGUAGGAGCUGAAGUGGGUGGCAUGUUCCUCUGCUCAACAACCCGUGAGGUACCCACUGGUGUGACAUUUGCUGGUAUAGGACUGAAGAAGUGUGUAACCUCUGUGUUAGCCCCUCACACAGGACGGGUCAUAACCGCAGAAUGUUCUCCACACCACAGAAAUGCUAUCUUGUCUGCAGCUUCAGAUAAUGAAAUUAGGCUUUACAGUCUCCUUCAGCCCAACAGACCAGUAAGUGUGAUAUACAGUGAACAGAACAUUAGUUGUGCACACUGGUCGCUGUCCAGGCCAUUGGUUGUUGCUGUGGGACUUACAACAGGCCAGGUUGUACUUUAUGACUUUGGUCAGAAAAACUGCGAACCAUUCCUCACUUUACCAGCUGCUGAGAAACCUUCUCCUAUUACUACGACAGCUUUUAAUAAGAAGAACAUGGCUCUAAUUGCUGUAGGUGAUCAGUUGGGGAGAGUCUCCCUAUGGCAGCUACCAAACAGUGCUGUUUCUCCAACCUCAACUGAACUUUCCACUCUUUUUACACUUUUGGGCAAUCUGACUGAGUAGUCUCUAGUCCCAUGCACAACCAGGCUAUAUAAUAAAAUUGAAGUUAAAGCAAUGAAUAAUUAAUGGAUAAGCUAUAUUGAAAAUCUUAGGAGAUAUUUGGUUAAAAUCUGAAAAAUGCAAUUUUAGCAUUUUUGUGAAAUACUUCACCCUUCAAAAAAAUUCCCCUAAGUUUGCCCCCUCCCCAUUUUUAUGAGGGGUAAGUAACCUCAUGUCAGUUACCUUACAAGUUUGCAUAUUCCCUUUGUGAAAUGGACAUAACAUUGCUGUCACACCAUAAACUAUAUUAUCAAAUACAUUUUGCCAUGGGUUUACACCAGGUUUUAUAGAUGUAAAAAUAAACGUAGCUUUGAAAAUAAAUUAUAUUUUCUUAAGGGAACCAUUCCCUUACUUUGAAGCUAUUUUUAGGUCACCUGGGUUAUACCAUUAUGUACUUGUUUUAUUAAUUUGUUUUUUGUUGUUGCUGUUGUCUUUUGGACAAACUUUAAAACUCACACCUUUUUAUACUCACCUAUUGGUGAUCAUCUCGAAGCGCAAAUGUUUUGAAUCUUUAUUUUGCAGUUUGAACUGACUGAGACAGUUCUGUGCCAUUGCAAGAGAAAUAACUUCAUAGUUCAUCAGCUAUGACUGUGGAGUCAUUUUUUUUCUAUAUUGACACUCUGGUCAUAUUUUGAAUGUGCAUCAUUGUUCCAGUUGCCUUUAUUAUUAUUAUCCAAGAUAUCAUAUCCAUUUACUUCUGUGGCUGUGAUAAGUUGAGUAAACAGUGCCCAAUGCAACAGGUAUAGAAAAAGGUGUAAGCGAGAAUGAAUAAAAAUCCAUCUCUUGCACUGCGAAUAUAUUCACUCUCAUUCAUAGGCUUUUCCAUAUAUGUAGAGAUAUUUGGAAAAAUCACAGGUCGUGUUUGUUAAACACUUGCGGCACUUUUACAAGAAACAGAGACAAUAUUGAGAAAAGCCACUCCCAUCACACACCUCUGUAAUUAUAUGAGAAAGAAAAUUGUACUUGACUCAGUUUGUUCAGAAGAUAAAUCAAUAAAAUUGCACCGAGUGAAGUAAA
This is a messenger RNA of Penaeus indicus, 2223 nucleotides long. RefSeq names its product cytoplasmic dynein 2 intermediate chain 2-like. Gene Ontology annotation, biological process: intraciliary transport. Gene Ontology annotation, cellular component: ciliary plasm; cytoplasmic dynein complex. The record is from RefSeq and is a predicted model, not a curated record. Gene Ontology annotation, molecular function: dynein heavy chain binding; dynein light chain binding. The transcript has 7 exons. Lineage: Eukaryota; Metazoa; Arthropoda; Malacostraca; Decapoda; Penaeidae. The coding region runs from base 1 to 1170 and encodes 389 amino acids.